GUCACAGUUGCUGAGGUGUUUGCCUACACUGUCCCCGGCCGCAUUCGCCAAGCUCGGGCAGCCGUCCUGUCAACCAUUCCUGAGGAAGCCCCUCCUAAAGUUCUGAAUUUUGUCGUCUUCCCAGAUUUUUCAUACGAUUUGCCGAUAUUCGGCGCAGAUUUCGUUUCCUUGCCUGGCGGACAUUUGGUAGUCUUGGACUUUCAGCCGGUAUCAAGCACAUCCUUGUCGGUGGCGGAAAAAGCUCUACGCGACAUACAUGCUCAUUACAGCGCAUUGCUACCAAGCCAUGGGGAGAUUCCAGACGCAGCUCGGUCAUUUUUUUCGCCUUACUACAUGUUUAUCAGGGUGGAAGGGGACGCGCUGGUGGAG
Nannochloropsis gaditana CCMP526 is the source of this 369-nucleotide messenger RNA. Its product is annotated as phycoerythrobilin:ferredoxin oxidoreductase. Gene Ontology annotation, molecular function: oxidoreductase activity, acting on the CH-CH group of donors, iron-sulfur protein as acceptor; cobalt ion binding. The record is from RefSeq and is a predicted model, not a curated record. Gene Ontology annotation, biological process: phytochromobilin biosynthetic process. The annotation marks the transcript as partial. The transcript has a single exon.